UCAGACUACUACCUCAAUUGAAACGGUGCUGAGCUUGUCUGCAAAGGCAGGAACGAUAGCUCUGAAUCUGCGUGCUUGAGUGAGCGCGUUGACCGCAAGCCCCCGAUCCGAGCAUGAACACUAUGAGCUAUUAGUCCACGCGAUUCCAGACCACAUCAGACUGCCAACCCUCCGCGCAUCGCAUAUCGUCCAACAGCUUCCUACCAAACUUACACCUCAAAUAUGCCCUCCGCAAACAAAGGCAAAGGCAAAGGCCGCGAGGCUCGUCCCUCCCGAAGUCGCAACACUACCCCGAACUCCAGCUUCAGCGCCGGCCCGACCGCCUCCGCCCCGCUCCACAGCUACCUCGACAACGAUGUCUCCAAGCUGAUGAUGACUGGCUCGACCAUCCAGUAUGGAGAAUUGCUCGAGCGCAUGGGUGGAGUUGGCCCGAUCCCUGAUUCCAAGUCUCUCGAGUUAUUGAUGGAGCACCUCAAGACCUUGAGCCAGCUAGCCGAAACACGAGGUGACGCAUGCAAUGCCGGCAUCAGAGAGCUAUCACAGAAGCGCAAGGAGGUCGUUGAAGAGCAAGAGUCAGCCGAGCGAGAAGGGACCGAUCGAGUGAAGAUGAAGCGAGAAGCCGAUGACGAGGAGGAAGAGAAGGUACUAAAGGGAGGCAAGCUAAAGAGGCGCAAGGAACGCGGAAGCAGUUCCAAGGAGGAACGUCCGCUGACUCACGGUGCCCAUGAUGUUGCGCGUCAAGACGGUGCUGAGACGAAGGUGGAAGGAGCCGCAUCCCCAGCUUCCAAAAAGUCCAAGAAUGCUGCUUCCGAAGAGGCCUCGUCUCUAUCCCCCACAUCGCGAAAAUCUCCCCAACCAGUUGCCGAUGAAGCGGCCGAGGAUGCAGGGUCGCCCGGAUCGGACGAUAGCUCCGAGUCACACCAACCUGAGCCCGCGCCGGCCGUGCCACAGGUGCAAGUGUUCGGUCCCAACCCGCUCAAAUUCGAUGACCCCACCAUAUAUCACAUCCGGGAGGUUACUCCAGACAUGACCGAUGAGGAGAAAAAGGCCAUCUACAGCGUCGCCCGCUUCCCCUGGAGUGAUUUGAGCCAUCUGAUGGCAGGUUCCCCUCCGGAUCGCGAUUUCAGUAGCUCCAAGCCCGCGAGUCAAGUCAACGCCAACACAUUCCUAGCCUAUAUCGAUCCAUACGUCCGACCAUUGACAGAAGAAGACAUAGCGUUCCUGAAAGAGAAGGUGAGCUCUCCAAUCGACCUCGCCAAGGCCCAUCGCUCACCCACCCAGGGCGAUCGCACGACCCCCUUCAUCAUGCCUCGACGCGGAAAGAAACACUACACCGAAGUAUGGGCCGAGGACGACGGGCUCAUGAACGUCGACCAACCCAACGGCGACAAAGAGCGGCUACCGCUCAACCAAGGCCGAGGAAACAUCGACCAAGUGACCGACGAGACCGUCGAAACCGACAAAGUCUCCGUCGGCCCUCUCGUCAGCCGACUCUACUCACUCCUCCGCUACGAGCAUCGAGCCCUCCCCGAUGAAUCCGCUCCCAACGCCAACGGCUCCGUCAACGGUGACAUGGCGAACGGCCCCAUGAACCCCGACUCCAUGGACAUCGACCACCCAACCGGCGAGACCUCCAACGAAACCAAACCCCUCCCCUCCGCAACCGCCUUCCCCGAUUCCUCCCCCAACAACUUCAAAGUCCCCGCCGCCAAGCUCGACCACGCGCAGCUAGACGAGCGCCUGAAAGCCGAACUCCGCCACGUCGGCUUCCUCGGCCCAGACGACAACCCCGACUACGACGCCCACUACGACGACGACAUCGCCCAACGCCUCCGCCUCCUCCAAAGCGAGCUCAAAAAACAAAUGAUCAUCAACAGCGCCCGCAAGACCCGUCUCCUCGACAUCGCCCGCGAACGCAUGGCCUACCAGGAGUACAUGACCAUCCACGACGACCUGGACUCCCAGGUCCAACAGGCCUACCUGAAACGCACCCGCACCCUCGGAAAAAGCAAAAAGGGCUCUCAGGCCAAACACCGUCCCGGUGGCGCCGGAGGCGGCAGCCAUGUCGUCAGUGCUGCAGGCGUUGGCCGCCCCGCGAUUGGUGAUGUUGCCCGCACGCUUAUGGAUCGACGUAAGCGGUGGCGCGAUUGCAUCGGUCUGGUCUUCAAGGAUAGUAAGACUAGUGUGCCUGGGAAGAAUGAGUCGGUCUUUGAGCCGUCGUUGAUGGCGGAGGUUGAGAAGGCCGAGGUGGAGGGCUGGGAUGAGGAACAGGAAUGAUUGAUCGAUGCAUCCAUUCCUUGCUUGCUUGCUUGUUCUUCCUGCCCGCUUAUUCCGGUUUUCGCUUCGAUGUACAUAUUGCGUUUGUUUUGUUUGAUUCCUUCUUUGGCUGAUAUCUUAGCGAUGAUUGGAUAGGGGAUUUAACUUUUGGUUUAGCUUUGGGUUUGGCGUUGGGGACGGAUGAAUGCAUGGAUGGAUCGAUGGAUGGAUAUGAUUGAGAUGUUUUACUCGUGAGGUAACAUAUACUCAGUGUGUUAGCUGGGAAGAUACUUGGCUCUCUGUAUAUAGGUUAGGUAACGAGGAUUAAUACCAAC
Aspergillus vadensis CBS 113365 is the source of this 2591-nucleotide messenger RNA. Its product is annotated as histone acetyltransferase NGG1. The record is from RefSeq and is a predicted model, not a curated record. Lineage: Eukaryota; Fungi; Ascomycota; Eurotiomycetes; Eurotiales; Aspergillaceae. Gene Ontology annotation, cellular component: SAGA complex. Gene Ontology annotation, molecular function: transcription coactivator activity. The transcript is spliced from 2 exons. Gene Ontology annotation, biological process: regulation of transcription by RNA polymerase II. Bases 223 to 2277 code for a protein of 684 amino acids.